This is a messenger RNA of Suncus etruscus (white-toothed pygmy shrew), 962 nucleotides long. RefSeq names its product family with sequence similarity 241 member B (gene FAM241B). Gene Ontology annotation, cellular component: intracellular membrane-bounded organelle. The record is from RefSeq and is a predicted model, not a curated record. NCBI's taxonomy places the organism in Eukaryota, Metazoa, Chordata, Mammalia, Eulipotyphla, Soricidae.
UUUCGUCAUUGCUUUCACCCCACUGGACGCCUACUAUUCUUGCUCUCUGCUCAACCGCUCCCUCCGGCCCCUUUUCAGAUCUGCCAACUGGAAAGCCCAAGUCCUGCCCGGGACCCCAAAAUUCCUGAGAAGAUGGUUCGGAUCCUGGCUAAUGGGGAUAUCGUGCAGGAUGAUGACCCUCGGGUUGAGGGCCCACCCCCCAGGCACGCACCAGUUCCCCUGGGCAGCUUCCUCCACCGGGGCCCUGGCACACCCCUGGGGGGCUCUGGUCCCCGCCAACAGCAACAGCAACAGCAACAGCAGCAGGCAGCUGCCAGGCCGGGGGCCGCCCAGUCGCCCUUCUACGACCUCAACCGGCUAGCUGGUGAACCUGGGCUUCCGCAGUGGCACUUGGGCAAUCACGCUGUGGAGCCCGUCACGUCCAUCCUGGUCCUCUUCCUGCUCGUGAUGCUGGGGGUCCGGGGACUCCUGUUGGUGGGCCUUGUGUACCUGCUCUCCCACCUGAGUCAGCGGUGACCCCGGAUGGACCUCGGGGUCUGGUGUCCUGUGGGCUUGAGGGCCAGGGGCUGGAGAUGCCAGGAAGGAGUCUCUAUGCCCGUCAUGUUUGUGUGUGUGUGUGUGGCAGACACGUGGCAGAUUCCCAGGGCUCCAGAGCUGCCUUCAUCGGGCCUUUUCUGGGCUCGACAUCUGCUCCAGCAAGGACCCCCUCUUUCCAGUUCUCUCCUUUUUCUGAUGCCAAGAAAGCCACGGUGUGGUGCCAGUACGCUUCAACACCCCGCCCCAGCCUGAGCUGAACCCCUUGUUUCUGGGGAGUGGUUCAGGGCCAGUGGGAUGGUCCCCAGACUUCUAUAGUACUCUUUAGUUUUCAGGGUAUUUUUUAUCAGCGACUUUUAAUUUAUGAUGCCCAGAUCUGGCUUCUAUCCGUCGUGGUGGUGUUUCCAAUAAAUUGGAAUCAAAGAAAA